AAAUCACGGCUAAAUUUAUUAAACUCAGCAGAAAACAUUAUAAUUAAUAAAUUUUUUUAAGAAUAUUUAAUUGAUUUUAGGAAAAAAAAUUAAUAUUCUUUAAAAAUGUCUAUAUAUAUUGGUCUUAUAUUUUCUAAAAAACGCAUUGAAGAAGAAAUAAUGCCCAAAAUAUUAAAUUUAAUUAAACGUACAGUUGAAAAUGUUUAAAUUUUGGUAGAAUUUUUGUAAAAUAUAAACAAUUUUUCUCUUGACUUUUCCUGUUUUGCCUCAGAAAUAAUCCUUAAGCAUUUAAAAGACUAUAUUUUAGGUUUAGAUGAUGUUUUUUUGUCCACUUAAUGUAGUUUAGGAGGAAGUUUAUUAUGUAAAUUUAUUAAGAAACGAGAGAUUUUAGAAGAAAUAAUUUUUGGAAUAGAUAGAAUAGUCGAAAAUACUAAUGAUAAUGAAAAAAAGAUGAGGUUUUUGAAAAUUUUAGAGGGAUUUUUUGAAAGAAAUGACAAAAACGAUUUUUUUUAAAUUAUAUAUGGAAUUCUUAUAAAAAAUAUUAAUAUGGUUUAAAAUAAAUAAAUUCUGGAUGAUUUUGAGUGUAUUUUGCAAAAAAUGGAAAAAAAAGAAGAAUUUAUUGAUAAAAAAAAAGCAGGACAUUUUAAUGAGAAAUAAUAUGAAAUUUUUAAGGAAGAAUAAGAAGAGUUUUUUGAGGAAAAUUGGAUUGUUUAAGUUAAAAAAAGAUUAAAUAUUUAAAAUUAAAAUAAGUUUUUUUAGCUUGCUGUCUGUAUGUCUGGAAGAUUUUGGUUAAGAAAAGGAAAAAAUUAAUUUUCGGAUAUUAUUAGUGGAUAAAUAUUUAAUAAUUGCGUGAAAAAUUUGGCUAAAUUAGUGACUUUGGCGGAUGUUUACUUAGCGGGGUUAAGUUGUGAGAUUUUAUAAGAAAAAAAGUGGGAAUAAUGGUUUUUUUUGGAUGGGAUUUAUGUAAAUAAAAGAGAGUUUUUAGAAACUAUGAAUGAGCUUGAAAAUUAGUUAUUUUUGGAUGUUUUAGAAAAUAUCCUUUUGGUGAAAAAAGAACUUUUAGAUGAGGAAAUUUUUGUUUUAAGUAAUGGAUUUUUACAUGGGUUCUUACAUAGUGACGUUGGAUUUGGAAAAAUUCGGAGUUUUUUGUAAAAAACACAAUUGAAAGAUUAUUAAUUUAAAAAUAUAUUUUGUGUUUUGAGUUUAAGCUGUUUUUGGAGUUUGUAUUUGGUUUGGGAAGAGAAAAAAAAUUAGUUAAAAAAAGAAAAAAUGCUAAUUUGUAUGGAUUUUUUGAUUUAUGGAUGGGAAAAAAUGUGUGCUUUGGAAAAAAAUGAUUUUUUAGGAAUAGUUUUGUGGAGUUUUGGACAUGGGAUUUUUUCGUAAAAAUAAAGGGAUAAAUGGAUGGGGGUUUUAGUAAUAAAUAAAGGAAAAAUUUAAGAUGUUUUAAAGUUAAAAUGGUGGGGAAAAUGCGAAUUUUUAAUAGGAAAAAAAAUGCUUUUGAAAAUUAAUAAUGAGGUUUGGAGAAAAAAUGUUGGAUAUUUUUUCUCUUUUUUAGCAUUUUUGGAAUUCUAUGAAGUUUUAGAUGUUUUUGGUGAGUUUUUUGAAUAUUUAAAUGUUGAAAAAAUCGAAAGUUAAAUAGAUUUGACUAGUAAGGAAUUCGAAGAAUUGUAUUUGAGAAAAAUGAAGGCUUUUUUAGAAAAAGUGGGUGUUUUUAAAGAAUAAAAUAUAAAAAAAGAAGAAGAAAAAAAACAUAUUUUCGAAGUUUUUUGGGAAAAAGAAGGUGGCUUUAUUAGAAUUUUGGAAAAAAAUAAAGAAUAAAAGAAGGGAUUUUUAGAUGAUGAGGAACUAUAGUUAAGAAAAAAAGAAGAGUUUUUGGAAAAGUUGAAGUUUUAUUUUGAUUUAGGAUGUGUUGUUUUUUAAAGUUUUUCUAAUAAAAUUGGUUUUGUAAAAGUUUUUUUUGAAAAAUUUAAUGGGAAAAUUAUUUAAUUACUUAAAUGGAAAGAAACUCAUUUUUUUUAUGAGAAUAUAAUGGGAAAAAUAUGGGAAAAUUUCUGGAAUUUGUAAAAAGAAGGUGUUUUUUAAACUAAUAGAAAUUUCAUUAUUAUGUUUUUUUUGGAUUUAUUUUAUUAGGGAUUUUGUGAAUAAUUAGAGUUUAUUUAAGAAUAUGAAAAAAUUUUGAAUUUCAUUAAUUCAAAUGAAUAAGAUUUUUGGGUUUUGGAAUUCUUUCAUUAAAUAAAUUUGAGGAUUUUAAAAGGGGAUAAUUAACAUAUGAAUGAGUGUAGAAGGAAAGCUUUGAUUUUUUAUUUUUAAAAAGAAAAGUGUUAGAAGUUUUUGGAAGAUGUUAGUAUCGUUUUGGAACAAAAUAUUAAUAUUUUGGCUUUGAAUGAAGAUUAGUUUGGAAAUUUAAUGGAAAAAAUAGGAUAACAAGGUGUUUAAAUGAAAGGAUUUCUGAAAAAAGUACUGAAUUUGGAAGAAAAAGGAUAAAAAUGCGUACUUAGAGGAAUUUCAAAAUAUAAAAAUGCAUUUAAUUUGGAGUUUGAGGAAAUUAUAAAACUGAAAAUUUUAUAAAAGAAGUGCAGAAAAGAGGAAAAUAUGGAAAUUAAUAUGGAAAAGUUAAAAAAAUGGAAUGGUUUUGGAUAAUUUUUGAUAGAAAAUAAUAUUGAUAAUAUAAAUAUUUUAACUGAUUUAUUAAUUGAAAAUAGCAAAAAUAAUAUAGAAUAUUAAAAAAUAAUUUAUAAGAAAUAUUUAGAAGGAAUUAUUAAUUUCAAAAAUAACGAAAAGAAAGAACUUUUUUUUAUUUAUUAUAUUAAGAAUAAUUUAAAUAAUAUUAAUUUAAAUUCUGAAUAAAUAAAAGAUAUUUUAAAUAUUUUAAUGGAAAGAUUUUAUUUUAGUGAAGUUUUAGAUGAAUGUAUUAAUUGUGGAAUGUAAAUUAUUAAGAAAUAUGCAUAAAAUUAAGGAAAUCAAAUAGUUUUAGUGCUCGAAAAAUAUCUAAAAAUGAAAGAUUAGUCGGAAAAAUAGGCAUUUUUGGUUUGUUUUUUUCUAGGAUUAUGUGCUCCUUUUGUAAAAAAUAAAGUCUAUAUGGAAAAUUUAUCAAUUAAGAUAAUUGAGUUUUUUAAUAAUGUGGAGUUUACGGUUUAAAAAAAUAUUGCCAAAAAAACACUGCCAGAUAUUAUAAAUUUAUUUGAAAAUACUCAGUAUUUAAUAAAAGACAGUUUUUAGAAUGUUUUAAAAGAUAAUUAAAUAGUAAAAAAACUUUCUUUAAGUUAUUUUUUAUCUGGAUUGAUAAAAGGAUAAGGAAUUUUAGAAUUUUAGAAAGCACAAAUAUUAGAAAAAAUAUCAGUUUUGGAAUAAAAUGAAGGAUUUUGUAAAAAAUCAGUCGUUAUUUUAUUAUUAGGGCUUUAAGAUGUGCUUGGUAAACUAUUAGAUCCUUAUAAUAUAUAAAUUUUAGAAAUUUUAAGCGGAUUUUUUGGGGAAAAUAAUGAGUUUUUGUAAGAAAAAAUACAGGAAAAUAUCGAUUUUUUAAUAGAAAAUUCAAGCUCUUUUGUUAUUAUGAAAAUCGUAUUUUUUUUAAUCGAAAAUUUUGAAAAGGAAACUGCUUGGAAAGCCAAAAAUGUAUUUAUUUAUUGUUUUAGGAUGGUUAUUAUUAAAAAAUAGAGACUAAUAUAGAAAACUAUACCUUUAAUAUUUCCUUUAUUUUCUAAAACUAUACUAGAAGAAACACAUCCAAAAGUAAAGGAAAAUGCGAAUUAGGCAGUUUUUGAUACCAUCAAAUUAAAUUAAAAUCCAUAAAUGAAAGCUAUAGAAGAGUUAUUGCCUUUAGCAUUGUAAAAUAGAUAGGAUUUUAUUUUUAAAACCAUAAAGAGGUUUUCUGAGUAAAGUUUUAGUUAUUUUUUAGAUAGAGUAUCAAUUUCAUUAAUUAAGCCUGUUUUAUUUUAUGGACUUUUAGGGGAAAAUGCAGGCGAAGUAUGUGUUUUAGUGGGUAAUUUUUACAAAAUUGUAAAAGAAAAUGACUGGUAUAUGUUAGAAAAUGUUUUAAAAGAAGUUAGAAAAGCAGGCUUUUCAAACAAUAAUUUAAUAAGGGAAAAAGCGAUGAAGGCUUUGGCAAAAAUUGGGAAGAUUUAGGGAAAACAAUAUGAAAAUUUGAAAUAUUUUAAGGAGUUUUUGAUGUAAAAUAAACAUCUUUCACAAUUCGAAAAAAUGGGAGUGGCUUAAGGAAUUGCCGAAAAUUUAUUUGGGAUGAAAAUCGAAGAAAUUAGAGAAGAAUUGGAAGGACUUAUGGAAGUUUUUUAGAAGAAAAAUUUAAUCAAUAAAGAUGGAAUUGUUUUGGUGUUUUUUUAUUUGGAAUAAAGCAUUUUUUUAGGAGGGUUUAGAGAAUAUUUCGAGUGGGAAUUAUUAGAGGAUUUUGUAGAAUUUAUUAAGAAUUUUUUAGGGGAUGAAGAGGAGAAAGUUAGAGAUGUUUCGGCGAAAAUAAUGAAAGGAUUAGUACUUCAUUAUGGAAAAAAAUGUGUUUUUGAAUGUAUAUUAAAUGGGAUUUUGGAAGAAAAUAGCAAAAGAAGAAUGGUUUAUGUAAAUUUAGCGGUUGAAAUAGUAGAAAUGUGGCAUAAAUAAGUUAAAGAGGAAGAUUAUUGUAAAGAAAAAAGAAAAUUUUUCUAUGAUAUAGUAGGACUAAUAUGGAUUUUAAGAGAUGAUAUAGAAGAUUAAAUAAAGAAUUUGUGUGAUAAAACAUGGGAAAGUAAAGAAUUCAAAAUAAAUAAAAUUAUUUUAGAAGUUUUAAUAAAUAAAUAUUCAAUAAUUUUAAAAAGAUAAUAGUAAAUUAAAAAAAAUUAAUAUAAAUAUUUAUAUUAAAUAAAAAAUAAUGAUAUAUUAUAUAAUUUUAUAAAAAUAUUAAAUUAGAUUUUUUUAAUAAAAUAAUUAUUUAUAUUUAAAUUAAAUAAUAUAUAUAUUUAUAUACAUAACUUUAUAUAUUUUUCUUUAUAAAUUAAAUAAUUUUAUUUAUUUUUUAUAUAUUUAGUGCCUCAGCUUUAAAAAUUAUUUUUUUAAAUUCAUUGA
Messenger RNA from Ichthyophthirius multifiliis, 5049 nucleotides. RefSeq lists its product as hypothetical. Gene Ontology annotation, cellular component: cytosol. The transcript has a single exon. NCBI's taxonomy places the organism in Eukaryota, Ciliophora, Oligohymenophorea, Hymenostomatida. Gene Ontology annotation, molecular function: protein kinase regulator activity. The record is from RefSeq and is a predicted model, not a curated record. Gene Ontology annotation, biological process: cellular response to amino acid starvation; regulation of translation.